UCUUCCCCUGGCCUUCAACGGGCGAGGUUUUUUGAAAGCAUCCUCUGGCGUCUCCCCUUCAACUCCCCCGACACCCAACCGAAGCCGUAGAGAGAGGCAGCGAAAAGCUUGCUCUUUUAUACCCUCCUAGGGUUUCGGGCCUCGCCUCCCUCGCUUCGCGCCAUCUCCCGCCUCCCCUCGCCGCCGAUCGAUUCGCCGCCCGGAGCCCCAAUUCGAUCCCCUGGUCGCUCGAUCUGGGAUCCGCUAGAUUCGUUGUCCCGGUGAUGAGGAGGUGAUGGGGGCGAUGGCGGAGGUGGUGCAGGAGGGGUGCGUGGAGAAUCGGCAGCCCCUGGCGGCGUCGAGCUCUUCUGUGUCGGAUGGCAGCAGCUGUGGCGGCGGAGGCCAGGCCGGGGCGUCGCCGCCGGUAUCAAGCUCGGGGAAUUCCAUCUCCGGUCUGAGGCGAACAAGUGGGCCGAUAAGAAGAGCUAAGGGUGGCUGGACACCAGAAGAGGAUGAAACAUUGCGGAAGGCAGUCGAAACUUUCAAGGGUAGAAACUGGAAAAAAAUAGCUGAAUUCUUCCAUGAUAGGACAGAGGUACAAUGUUUGCAUCGCUGGCAAAAGGUUCUUAAUCCUGAGCUUAUCAAAGGCCCUUGGACUCAAGAGGAAGAUGACAAAAUCAUCGACCUUGUGCGCAAGUAUGGACCAACAAAAUGGUCUAUCAUAGCGAAGUCACUGCCUGGCCGCAUAGGCAAGCAAUGCCGAGAGAGGUGGCAUAAUCAUCUGAAUCCUGAAAUAAGGAAAGAUGCAUGGACUCCUGAGGAGGAAAGGGCACUCAUUAAUGCUCAUCGAGUGUAUGGAAAUAAGUGGGCAGAAAUAGCAAAAGCUCUUCCUGGAAGGACUGAUAAUUCUAUAAAGAAUCAUUGGAACAGUUCUUUGAGAAAGAAGCUAGAUGUCUACGGUGCCAACAGUGUUCUCGCAGCUCCAAACCUGCUUGCCCAUGAUGAUUUCAAGGAUCAAAUGAGGCCUGUAGCUAUUGGCAGCCAUCUUGAUCUGAACAAAAUGCCCAACAUCGGUUCAAAAGAUGUCCCUGGAAGAGCUCAUCGCUCCAUUAUGGGACCACUUUUGCAGGCAUACAAUUUGAAAUCUGUUGAGGACUCCUCUGGUGGUCUCCUUUCUCUUUCUAUACCAACUGUGCAGGCUUCAUACUCAUCACUAGUUGAUGGUUCUGCUGUUACUUUAGCGGUACAAGGUCUGGAAAGUGACUCUGUCCGUGACAAGGGCCUAGAAAUUAAUUCCAUUCAUGAGAAGCAUGAGAAGGGUACUGAGGUUAGCUCCAUACCUGAUCCUGUGGGGGAGGGCUGUACCAUUCAAUCAGAAUCUGCUCCAGCCAAAAGUGGUACCAAACCAUCUUUGAAGAAUGAGUUGUAUUCUACCCUUGGUCCUCUUUGUUAUCAGAUUCCUAAUGUGGAAGAAGUUGCCCCAAUCAGUGCCUCACUCCAUUCUGAACAUCAUGGUGCACAUCAAACAACACAGCAUAGCAGGGAUGGGCUUAUGUCACCUGAUGGUUAUACUUCCCCAUCUCCAACUAUCGGCAAAGUAUCAAGUCCACUUACUGUCGAUUCAAUUUUGAAAACUGCUGCUGACAGCUUUCCAUGCACUCCUUCAAUAUUAAGGAAAAGAAAACGUGAUAAAUCAACACCUACUUCAGACAACUUUUUCACUCCUAAUGGGAAGGGAGCUACUGCAAAUACUCCACGGUCAUUUAAAACUGCAUCAUUUUUGUCAUUGGGCCCUCUUGAUGAUGGGUUAUUGACAUCUGUAAGGACCUCUGAUGCUUCACCGCCGUAUCAGAUCAGAUCAAAAAGAAUGGUUGCCAUAAAAUCAGUUGAGAAACAGCUAGAUUUUUCAGCAGAUGGAUUGGAUACUUCUGGUUCUGAAAUCCUGAACUCUCCUUGCCAUAAUUCUCAAGGCGCAAAUUCUAAUAGGACGUAGCACAUACAGCGAUUUGGAUGUAACCUAAUUCCUUAAUUUGCAGGAACCAAUCUCAAUCUUACAAGGCACGAUUGGACAUAUGGAAGUUGCUUUCCGAACUAACAUGCUUCACAAAAAUGUCCCAGUUCAAGCCAAAAUGCAAAUCAAACAUCACCAGUGGAGAAAAGAGCCUCCAACAAUCGAAAUGACGUACUGAGUACACAAGGGCCAUCGAUUACCCUGUCAUCUCUUGUAACCAGGGUGUACAAAAUACUGUCUAAAUUGAAACGACACACUCCAUAGAAGAUUACGUUGUUUGCAGCAUUUUGUGAACUUAACAGCUAGGAGUUCAGUUUGUAGAAGCCCACAGCUGUGUACAAACAAGAAAACAUAGCUUUAGGAAAAAAAAAACAUAUAGCUGAAUAAGAGCUUCCCCAUUGGAAUGUCAAAUCCUUUUUGUUUGUUUCUUUCAAACUGUGCGUUCCGCUUGUUGCGAAACAGCAAGGGUCUGCUCUUUGUAAUAAUAAAGCCUGAUUUGUGGGCUAAAUUCUGGAAUUCUGGCAAGGGUUUGUCAAGAAACUAUUUAUGACAGGCAGCAGGCUUUGUUUCAUGGUU
Panicum hallii is the source of this 2566-nucleotide messenger RNA. Its product is annotated as transcription factor MYB3R-2-like. Gene Ontology annotation, biological process: regulation of DNA-templated transcription. Gene Ontology annotation, molecular function: DNA-binding transcription factor activity, RNA polymerase II-specific; RNA polymerase II cis-regulatory region sequence-specific DNA binding. The coding region runs from base 275 to 1972 and encodes 565 amino acids. The record is from RefSeq and is a predicted model, not a curated record. Gene Ontology annotation, cellular component: nucleus. NCBI's taxonomy places the organism in Eukaryota, Viridiplantae, Streptophyta, Magnoliopsida, Poales, Poaceae. The transcript has 9 exons.